ACGUCACAUUCCUGCGUCCUGUUUAUAUGCGACACUGGAUCAUGGCGCUGUUUCCAGCGUUUGCAGAAGAGGCGAGCAGCAACGUUAAAGAUUCCGCCAAAGAAUUAGAUUGGCUGAAGAAUAAGAGUUUUCAGACUGGAGAUGCCCUCUCUCUCCACAGUCGAUUUCUAGAGAAGACCAGUGAGGAGGAAAACAAGUGGGAAGCAAGCGUUAGCAGAGAUGUCAGCUCUGAAGACGAGGGACAGGACAGUGUGGCAUCCAGAAAGAAGAAAAAGAAAAAGAAACAGAAGAAAAAGCACAAAAAGAAGAGUGGGAGGUAUUCGCACAGCAGCGGAUCUGACUCUGAAACCAUCUACCCGAGUGAUCUCAAAAAGGAACAAGAGGCCGAAAGGCAGGAGGCUCCUCAGUUAGCGAGCCGUUUCUCCUGGUUGGAUGACCUCCAGUUGCCGACAGAGCAGCCGUUUUGUGUGGAUCGAAAACCAGACCCCGCCAACUGGACUUACAAGUCUCUGUACAGAGGAGACGUAGCCAGAUAUAAGAGGAAAGGCAGCUCGGCCCUGGGUCUGGAGUCUCACAGGCAGGGAGUCAGCUGGGAGGAUUCAGAGACUACCAACAAGAAGAAGAAGGGCGGGGACAGUAAGAAAGCAGCGGACAGAUACUACUCUACAGUCAAUCGACAGCUGCUGAAGUCAGCGCCUCCUCUUCCUGCAUUACCUGCAACUCCUGAUGGUAGCGAUGCCACCACCUCUGCAUUCUUCCUCCCUCUGGGUGAUGAUGAGGCAGAAAAUAGAGGAGAGAAAGGUGACAGGGGCCAGAGAUCGUUGGUGAAUCCCCUCGGUGUGUACGACUCCUCGACUGCCCUCUGGCUACAGGGAAAAGGACAGCAGGACCAGCAAAAGGAGGGUGCUCACACGGUAGAGGGCACUGCCCUUUUGGGUGGGAGGACUGAAGAGUUUAACAGGCGGCUGAGAGAGCAGCCAGCAGACACACAGCUGUGGAUAGAGUUCAUACGAUACCAGGAUGAGGCGAGUGCGGCUGUGUUCAGAGGUGAGGAGGAGCAGCAGGGCAGUGAUGCUGUAGGGCACCGCAAGUCUUCCCACAGGGCUGUGCUGGAGAAAAAGCUAAGCAUCGCAGAUCGUGCCGUGGCCACCAACCCCCUCUGCAUAGCUCUGCAGCUUGAGAGGCUGCGAAUCUGCCAGGAGCUCUGGGAGCCCCCAGCUCUGGCUAAAGAGUGGAAGAAACUGGUGUUUCUCCACCCAAACAGCACCCCUUUGUGGAGGGAGUAUCUGCUCUUCACCCAGAGCUACUUCAGCAACUUCACUGUGUCCAAGGUCAACUCUGCGUACAGCAAGUGUUUGAGCACGCUCAGUGCUGUGCGAGACGGCAGCAUGGUGUCUCAUCCGUCUCUGCCAGGAACAGAGGAGGAUAUGUUGGAUAUCUUCACCCAGCAGUGUCACUUCCUGCGUCAGUGUGGUCACUCAGAGAAGGCGAUUGCACUGUUUCAGGCCAUGAUCGACUUUACUUUUUUCAAGCCUGACAGUGUGCGAGAACUGUCCACUAAGCAGCAGGUCGAGUUCUUUGAGCCGUUCUGGGACAGUGGGGAGGCCAGAGUUGGGGAGCUUGGCGCCAGAGGUUGGAAAGCGUGGAUGCUUCAGCAAGAGCGAGGAGGUUGGCUACAGCCCACUCCAGAGGAAGAAGAAGAAGAGGAAGAGGAUGAAGAGGAGGUGAAGGACAAGACCCAGCCCAGAGGAACCAUCUGGCUGGAUGUGGAGUCAUCUCGUGAAGCCACACACUGGUUGCCCUGGAGGCCUGACAAAGCCAAGAGCCAAUCAGAAGAGGACUGUGAGGACCCUGACAGACAGGUGUUGUUUGAUGACAUUGGCCCAUCCCUGAUUUGUUUGUCUUCGCCAGAGCUCCAGCUCCGUCUGUUUCUACGUUUCUUGUCCUUUCUGGGUCUGCCUGUGGACUCUGUGCUCUCUGCUUCCCCGUGUCAGCCUGGAUUGCUGCUGGAGAACCUCUCUCUGCUCACUCAGGGUAAUGAUCCCCAUCAUCCUCUGACCUCCUACGACCUACCUGAUGCUGGGGUUAACUCUAUAGGUCACAUGACAACUCUCCAGGGAACAAGAAAGUGGGUGGGGCUCGGGAAACAGGGCGAAAAGUUCCUCACCAACGUGUUUAGUAUGCUUCAGCCUGUGCUUCCUCGCCACCACCGAGCCUUUCAGUCACUCAGCUGGAUCCGGUACGAGAAACUCAAGGUCUUGCGCUGCUUGCGCAGCGGGAAUAAAAAGCGUCUUCGCUCUCAGGGGAAGAGCAGCAAGCGGGUCACCAAGCAGCUGCUCAAAGAACCAGACAACCGCUCAUCAUUGGUGUUGUGGCGGGAGUACGCCCACCUGGAAUGGCUGCUGGGCAACCUGGAUGAGGCCCGCAAAGUGUUCUCCACAGCGAUGGCGAUGGCAGGAACCAAAGGGCUGAGCAGCUUCGCUCUGUGUGAUCUGUGCCUGAUGUGGUCCCAGCUGGAGGUGGAGGACGUCGAGAAAGGGCGACAGGGGCAACCGAUCGAUGUAACGGCGUCCCCGGCUGUGUGUGUACUGACCCAGCUAGCAGAAGGAACCUCCUCAUUCAGUUCAUCUUCCCCCUCCCCGGUUUCCAUCUUAAAAGCCAGAAAAUCCUAUGAACAGGCUCUGGCCAUCAGCUUAUCAGCCCUGGACCAAAACAGUAAAGCUUCAGCUCAAGACGACCUGACGGGAGAGAAGCUGAUGGUGAGAGGUCUGGUCGGCUGCUAUGCUCUUUUUCAGUACCUCACGGUUAGCAUCCAAGCAGCCAACGCUGUCUACGCCCUGGUCAGAGAGAAGAUGGAGGAAGUGCACCGCACGCUGACUGAAGCUGAUUCAAAUGGGCCCUGUGUCAGCAGGCUAGUUUCUGAGUGUGAGGUGUUGGCGGUGCAGCAGGCGGCAUUGCUCAGGUACCACAACAACGUCGCUGUGUUUCCUCUAGUGACACUGAGACAAACACUGACAUCAGCCCUCCCGGUCUGCCCCACCAGCACCCCUCUCUGGAGCAUUUAUGUACAGGUGGAGAACCGUUACCAUAGCGCUGGACGGGCGCGGCGCUUUUUUCACUCUGUAACGAGAGUCUGCAGCAACGUGAUGCCGCGGCUCUUUGCCAUCGUCGCUGAACAGCAAAGGAAGCAGCUGGUGGACGCAGCUCAGCGAUCCUGUUGCCAUGAUGACUCCUUACCCAUCCUGCCGGAGAACGGCCUCAGCAACCGCAUCCGCGGACUCUUCGAAAAUGCCAUAGCAACAGAGACGGGUGCUCACUGUCCUUUACUUUGGAGAAUGUACAUCCACUUCCUGGUGUCUGAAGGAAAGGUGGAUAAAGCCAAAGGGAUCUUCUACAAGGCCUUACAAAAUAUCCCCUGGGCUAAGGGUUUGUAUAUGGAUGCAGUGCAGCUGUUUCCCGAUCAUCUGCAGGAGUUUGUGGACCUGAUGACAGAGAAAGAACUGCGAGUGCGGCUGCCUUUAGAAGAACUGGAUAUACUGCUGGAAGACUGAACACACACACACACUCUAUUCGAGUGUGUGUGUGCGCCUUCAUAUUGACAGACUUGAUGAAAAGGACGCACACAAAGGCAAACUCAGCACAUACAAGGCUGCGGUAUUGAACUGCUGCAAUGACCUGAGGAUGGGCAAAGAGUUAUUUUUGUAUACAGUGACUCAAAAUGCUUUAAUUAUCACAGCAAACCACUAAAACUGUGCUUUAGUACUUGAUUUUGUCAAUAAAUAUAAGACUAAUUUAUGUAACAGGCCUGUUUUCUGUUAAAUAUGACAUAAAAUGUACUCUUUAUGCCAGAAGUUGUUACAGUCCUUCGUGUGCUCCCCAUCUCCUCCUAGAGUGGACCAAUCAUGGUCAAACUUUGCACAAAUAUUGCCUAGGGCUCUGUGAGUGCCAACAUUUAUAUGGAGUAUACA
Messenger RNA from Archocentrus centrarchus (flier cichlid), 3968 nucleotides. It is a transcript of the gene nrde2, whose product is annotated as NRDE-2, necessary for RNA interference, domain containing. The transcript has 19 exons. Gene Ontology annotation, molecular function: protein binding. The record is from RefSeq and is a predicted model, not a curated record. Gene Ontology annotation, biological process: regulatory ncRNA-mediated heterochromatin formation; RNA processing; negative regulation of RNA catabolic process. NCBI's taxonomy places the organism in Eukaryota, Metazoa, Chordata, Actinopteri, Cichliformes, Cichlidae. Gene Ontology annotation, cellular component: catalytic step 2 spliceosome. The coding region runs from base 27 to 3551 and encodes 1174 amino acids.